CUUGCUCAGGCUGGUUUUGAACUCCUGACCUUUGAGCGAUCCGCCCACCUCGGCUUCCCAGAGUGCUAGACAUUUCUGUGUCCUAAUGCCCGGAACGUGCGAAUGUGGCCUUAUUUAGAAAAAGCGUUUUUGAAGAUGUAACCGAGUCAAGGAUGGUGAGAUGAGAUCGUCCUGAAGUAGGGUGGGCUCUGGGUCCAGGGACAAGGGGAAGAGAGAGGACACACAGGGAGGUGGCCACAGGAUGGCAGAGGCGGAGAUGAGAGCGGUGCGUCUACAAGCCCAGGAACACCGAAGGCUGCCGGCAGCCACCAAAACUAGGAGGAAGGCACAGAAUGGAUUCUUCCUCAGAGCUUCUGGAAGGAACCAACCCUGUCUGCACCCCGAUUUCAGACUUUUGACCUCCAGAACUGUGAGAAAAUGAGUUUCUGUUGUUGUUCUGAGCCACCCAGUAAUUUGUCAUGGCAACCCCAGAAAUUACCACAGCAGACACUUUAGGGCCCUCGGGUGCCAGGUCCUGGGGCCACCACCGAGGACGCAGCAGUGACCUGAGUGGAUGUGACCCCAGGCGUCAUGGAACUGCCCGUCCAGAGGGGUCCAAGGAGGAGGCAGGCACCACCGAGCCUACUCCCUGCUUUAAGCCCACUCCUUCUCCAGCGUCUCCGUCCCAGUGUGCCACACCACUGGCCCGUGGCUCGGGCCACAGACCCGCCAGGCACUGUCACACCAUCUCCACGGCCGACCCACUGCCGAAUGCUGCCGGUCUCACAUCUGAGACACGUUGUGAACCUGCCCAGGUCUCCCUGCCUUCCUUCCUCCUCCUGCACAGGCCACCGUCCCUGCUCUGGAUGACUGGAAAACCCCCCUCGAGCUCCGUCAUCCUCCCCGUUCACGAUCGCCACCUACAUUCUCUCCAGCACGUCCUCCCCCCAGCAGCCAGAGGGAUCUGUGCAAAUGUCAAUCAUUUCACUCCUCUGCUGAACACGUCAGAGCUUCCUCCUGUGCUCCAAGAAUCCAACAUGAAUGCCCACACCUCUGGCCUCGCCCCCAUCUGGCCCCUGUCUGCCACUCUGCCCACACUCACUCAGCUUCCCUCUUCCCUGAGGAGCUGGCCACGCCGGCCACGCCGGCCACCUGCCCUUCCUCUGGGCCCCAAGCUCUUUUCCAGCUCAGAGCAGUCACAACGUGGUGCGUGCUCGCUCUCUCAUUCUUCCUUCUGCUCUUGGGUCUCCACCCCUGGUUUCAACUUCAAUCUCUUGGUCUUAACUGAAAUGUCACCUUCCCAGAGAGGCUGUACGAGACCACUAGUCUGGAGUGUCCCUUUUUGCUUUUUUUACGUACCUCUCUUGAUAGGUAUUGUCCCCAUACUUAAUGUCAGGGUUUGCAUGUUGGUGUGUUUAAUGCCUGUCCUACUCCUUCAAGGUCAACUCCAAGAGGGCAGCAGCCACCUCUGUUUUUGUUCCAUUCUGACGUUCCAGCACCUAACGCGUAGGGCCGGGCACAUGGCGCUGCUUAGUAAGGAUUUGAUGAGUGAGAAAAUAAAUGAAUAUGUUUCCUGAGCCAUAUGGGGAGGAGAGGAGUAAAGAAGAACCAACACUUGUACGGCAAACUUCUCAGCUCCCGCCACCCUGCACGUUUAACAUCUCACCGCGGCAGGCGUGGAAAUGUAAUUACUUUGUUUUUUUUCUCUCCUCUAAAAGCCUUGUUUCUAAAGUUUAUUUCUUCCCACUGUUGAGUAAAUGUGUGUAUUAACCCUUAGGCAGCAGCAAAGGAAGGGUUUGCAGGCUUAAUAAGAGAGCACUGCUUAAGUCAGACCCCCAGAAGGGAGAAGUUCCUAUCAAACAGAACAUCCGAGGGAAGUUAAAAUGCACUUGCAGAAAUAAAUUGGUUGCUGUGGCAACCAGUCCUAGUUCUCCCCCAGAAGAAAAACAUAGAAAAAGGAGUUGGGGUGGGGGCAGUCAGUGAGCUCUGGUCUGGGCUUAAGAGGAGCUGUCCAAAUCGAAUUAUGGGACAUUGUGCAAUAUCUCAGGUUACCAGCAUAAAAUGACAUGUUGCAUGCUCGCCUCGGUUUGGGCAAUGGACUCUCUUACCAGGCCUGAUUCACCAUUUCCGCUGCCUUCCUGGCUGGCUCUCGUGGGCGGCGGGGUGUGUGACGCCCGCCAGACAAUGCCGCCUGUCACUCUCAAAGUCGUGUGCCAGCUCCCACGUUGAAGGGCUCCCAGAAGGAAGCCUGCUCUUCAGAGAGACCCUGUGGUGGGUCCUUCUGUAAUGAGUAAUCAGCUUCUAACAGAUCCUCCUUGUCAACCGGCAUUUUCAUCUAUAUAUGGUUUUCAGAGUGGAAUCCGCCCACUUGUGCUGGGAGAGUUCACGGAAGGUUUUAACCUCAUGGUGACAAGACGGCUGCCGCAGCUCCAGACAUUUUCAUGACAUUCAAGGCAAGAAGAAGGGGAAAGAGGUGGCC
Molecule: messenger RNA, 2458 nt
Organism: Microcebus murinus (gray mouse lemur)
Lineage: Eukaryota; Metazoa; Chordata; Mammalia; Primates; Cheirogaleidae
Source: RefSeq, a predicted model, not a curated record